Olea europaea var. sylvestris is the source of this 3694-nucleotide messenger RNA. RefSeq lists its product as uncharacterized. NCBI's taxonomy places the organism in Eukaryota, Viridiplantae, Streptophyta, Magnoliopsida, Lamiales, Oleaceae. The transcript is spliced from 7 exons. The coding region runs from base 1256 to 3370 and encodes 704 amino acids. The record is from RefSeq and is a predicted model, not a curated record.
GUUGGUGAUAUUGUGUAAAUUUAGCUACUUACUCUUUAUUUUGUGGUGUUGAUUAAAAUGGAAAGACAUUUAAGCAGGUCAUAUCUUUAUAUUUUCCUUAGAGGAUGCUAUUUUAUACUAUUGACCUUUGAAGUUAUGAAUGUAAGUUUUGGAAAUUCAUAUUUUUUAGUUUGGACUAUAACUUUGGGGAAUUGGACCAGUAGUUUAAUAUUACGUGGUGUUUGUAUUGACUUGUGAUUAGGCAUUGCACUCCCUUUAUUUAUUAGCCUACCGAGUUUUAAUAAUUUCAUCUAUAAUUGCCAUGUUAAUUAAUAGGGUCUAAAUGGGGAUCAAUUUGGGGCAUACAAUUUAAAUAACAGCUUGAAAGUUAAUACCAUUCUUCACAUUUUGUGAAGCAGAGUAGCAUUAGGUUUGUAUUAAAUACAAUAACUAAAUAUCGUUAAUGAUCUUUCUCGUCAAUAAUGUUAGUAAGAAUGUGAAGUUGUGGUCUAAGUUGAUUAUUUGCAGAAUAGUCGUUAGCUGUUACAACUUGAAAGUAAGCUGUUUAUACCCUUUAAACUUUUGCUACAAGGACACAUUGCACCUUGAAUUUUAAAAUUCAAUAUGCUUGCUUAAAAUUGUCAAAACUUUCAAGUUAAUUAUACAAAGAAAGCCUGUAUCAAUUUAAAUACUACCUUUUGAUCUUCUAUUUUAUGGUACAAGUUAUUUCAUCGACAAAUACCCUUAGAUGCUUGCCAACUUCUUGCAUCAUUUCAUCAUUCAAGAGACAUUUAGACUUGUGAAGACAGAUUUAAUUUGGAGAAAUCCAGUACAAUAGUUGUUGGCAUUUUCGUGGAAAAAGUUGCAUCGGGUAGAUACUGUGGUUAAUUGAGAUGUGGUUCUAGCAAUGAACACAUUGGUACUGUCGCAAAGUGGAAAGUGGAUUCAGUUGACGUUCCUGUACAGUUUCUUUUCUUGUUGCUCUAUUUCUGCCUAUAUAUCAAUCUAUAAGCCGUGGAAAUAGAAUAAAAUUUUGGCACAUUUUUUUAGAUUUGUGCUAUUAUGGUUAUAUGUAAGUGAUAAUGUUGCAGUAAUAUGUAACAUGGCUUGAGCACAAAUCGAAAACAUCUUAAUAUUGCUGAAUGGCACUUAAUUUCAUAAAUUGCUGAUUGUAAUUCAUUUGGAACCUGUGUUAACUUAUUAGUCACUUGAACAGGUUUGUAACCACUUUAUUUUUGGGUUUCCUCCGUACUGGGAAGAAUAUGCUGACAAGUGCAUGGCUGAAAAUUCUCCCUCUAAGAAUGUUUCAGAACAUAUUCUAAUGAAAUUAUCUCCUCAGCCAGAAACAGUAGCAGGUACUGGAGAUUCUAGAAACAAUAUAUCUGAACAAGAUGAGAAGUUUGUAUGCAAAGAAGCACGUGUAGACAGUCUCAACAGGGAUCUCAGAUUGACGCUGACCUCAAAGGAGGACAAAAUGGAGAUCAAGAGCAUACUAAAAAGCAGAAAGAGAAAAUAUUCAGCUGUCAGUUCAUCCCAAAAGCCUAGCAGUGGUACUGAUGACUAUCUGUUUGGUCUUGAUACUUCAAGUGCGUCCAGCAUUGGUCCUGGAUGUCCGAAAAAGAAAUCUUCUUCUAGAGACUGCACUAUUGAAAAUGCCAAGACUUUGGAUAUAUCUGGAAAUUGUCUUGUCCAGCAGUUGUCAAAUAUGGUUGAAUUUGCAAAGGGUAAGAACUCUUCAGAGGGGAUUUUAGGUCAUUCUGAGGCUGGAGUGUCAUGUUCAACAAGGAAAUUGGUGAAGAAACGAGAGGAUUAUCAAAUGUCACUGAGGACCUCAGGAUAUGGAAAAAUCGGGUUAAAUUCUUUUUCAGUAGUUGGCUCUGAGAAAGCAGAACACUCCAUAGCGAAUGUCAAUUGUGAACUUGGAAGCAGAACUAAUUUGCACUUCGCAGCUGUGGGACUCAAGGUAUCCACAGAUGAAACAAAUUCAAGCGAGUUAGAUGCUGACUCUGUUGAUAAAUUUGGACAUAAGAUCAUGGAUAAAGAAUAUCCCUCUGAGGAUACUGUGCAACGUAAUCUGGCUCUUCGAAAGUUAUCCCCUCGAUUGGAAACGGUGGUAGGUGAGGAAGCACGUGUAAACAGUCACUGGAGGGACUUGGGAUCGAUACAGGACAAAAUGGAUUUUGAAGGCAUGCUUGAAAGCACACAGACAGAUUCUUUAACUGUUCUUUCUCCCCAAAUAGCUAACAAAGUAGUUAAAGAUGCUAAGAACAAGCUUCAUGUUAUUGAUACUUCGAGUGCUUUCCCAAUAUCUUCUGGAGGUCCAGAAAAGGAAUCUUCUUUUGGAGACCAUGUUAUUGAAAAUCCAAGAACUUUGGAAAUGUCUGAAAAUUAUCUCGGUAACAGAAUAAAAGCUUUGGCGUCAUCAAUGUUAGGGCAGAAGAUCACUGCUUCAACUAUAGUUUACAAGGAUGCAAGCAGUUCCGGAAAUCAUGAGAUCAUGGAUUACCAUUCAUCUAAGAUGAUUGAGGAUCAUGCAGAAAGGAACCCCAUCUCUGCUUGUCAUUUAAAUAAGAAAAGCAGAUGCAAGAAUGCCUUUGAUAACCAAAAAUUAGUGAAAUUAGAUGAGCAUUUGUCCAAUAAAACUAGCUUUAGCGAGGAUAUCAGCUCUUCAGAGGAGGUUUUAAACCAUGCCGAUGGUAGAGCAUUAACACGUUCAAUGAGAAAUCUAGAAAGGAAAUGGAAGGAUGAUAAGUUAUCUCUUAGGAUAUCAGAUGAUGGGGAGAUAAGUUCAGAAUUCGUUUCUGUAGUUGGCUUUGGCAAAGCUAAAAGUGAUAUAGCCAGUGCUGAUGGCGAACCAGGAGCCAGAAACAGCCUGAAUUUCGCAGCUAAUGGAUGCAAAGAGCCGACUGAUGCAACGAAUUCCGAGUCUUAUGUAAAUCAACCUAAGUUUGACCAAAAGGCCAAGCCUUCAAUUCAGGAUAAGGACUGCAGAGCCUUUAUAACUAAAGCUAGCACAAAAAAGGGUAAAAAUAGAGGAAAGUCAUCCACUAGGUCUGCUGCUCCAGAUAAUGGAAGGAAGAACAAUGCAAUUGGUAGUCUAAAUAACAUCUCUAGAAAUGCUAAAGCAUCCAGGACAGAGGCUAAAAGAAAAUUGACAUAUGACACUCCAGAGAAAGGAAAGGAGAAAGUUUCUGUUGAUUCUCCUCAAUAUUUCAGUUUUAACAGAUCAAGAUCAGGGAGAUUGCUUAUGCCUACCUUGGAAUUUUGGCGUAAUCAGAGGGCGAUUUAUGAUGCGGAUCGUACUGUUACUGAAAUUGGGGAAGGCCUGCGCCUAGGGCAGCAGCCAAUUAGAGGGGGCAAAUUCGAGCUUAAAAGAGUUCAAGCCCACUAAAUGAACUCAUGCUUUCAAGCAGCUAAUGUUUCUGCAUCAUCACAAGGAUCCUUCUGUAUUGUUCAAGGGAAUAGAUUAGAGUUACUGAACUCAAAUUUUUAGCUGCUCUGCAUUCAAUUACAUGAAUCUUUUUUAUUCCAGAGCAGGUUGCCCUUGCUGGUCGACACGCUUCCAAGCGAGUUGGAUUCUUGAUCGAAGAAGCUUGUCGUGUUAAUAUAACUGUAACCAUAUGUUUUUGUAACGUAAAUUCAAGUAUUCUGUGGACUUGAAUUGAAUACUAGGUCUAACAAUUUGAAGUUGAGUACUUCUUGGUAUUUAUUUUUA